AUGAAUAUCAAAACUGAUCAUAACGUACCUGAAGUUUGUAUGGAUGCAUGGGCUGAGUUGUUUAAAGAGUAUUUGCCUGAAGAUAAUCAGUGUGCUGAAUCUUAUUAUGAGAUUCAGAAACUGGUUCAUAGCUUUGGUUUACCUUCGGAGAUGAUUGAUGUGUGUAUAGACAACUGUAUGAUAUACUGGGAAGAAAAUGCAGAAUUGUUAGAGUGUAAAUUUUGCAAGAAUCGAUGUAAACCGCAAGGACGUGGGCGGAAUAGGGUGCCGUACCAGCGGAUGUGGUACUUACCUAUCAAGGAUAGACUGAAGAGAUUAUAUCAAUCUGAAAAGAUGGCAGCAGCGAUGAGAUGGCAUGCAGAACAUACUCAGAAGGAAGGCGAAAUCAAUCAUCCCUCUGAUGCAAAAGCGUGGAAACACUUGAAUUCGGUGUACCCUGAUUUUGCAAGCAACCCCCGCAAUGUUUAUCUUGGGCUCUGCACAGAUGGCUUUAGUCCAUUUGGAAUGUCUGGAAGACAAUAUUCGCUUUGGCCAGUUUUCUUAACGCCAUACAACCUUCCACCAGAGAUGUGUAUGGGAAAGGAAUUGCUUUUCAUGAGUAUAUUGAUACCUGGCCCAAAGCAUCCGAAGAGGUCCCUUGAUGUUUUUCUACAGCCUUUGAUAGAAGAAUUGAAGGAAUUAUGGUCAACAGGCGUGCAGACAUAUGAUUGUUCAACAAGAACAAACUUUACAAUGCGAGCAGUUGUUUUGUGGACCAUUAGUGACUUUCCUGCAUACGGGAUGUUGUCAGGUUGGAUGACGCAUGGAAGGCUAUCUUGUCCUUAUCGUAUGGGAAGCACAGACGCAUUUCAGCUGAAAAAUGGUAGGAAGACGUCCUGGUUUGAUUGUCAUCGGAGAUUUCUUCCCAUUAAUCAUUCGUACCGAAGGAACAAGAAAUUGUUUCAGUCAAAAAGGGUUGUACGAGACACUGCUCCGCCAUAUUUAUCUGGAGAGGAAAUCGAGAAGGAUAUUGAUUACUAUGGUGCACAAGACACAGUCAAGAAAGGGGGUAAUUGGCAUACUACUGCAAAUAUAUCUGCUGGUUACGAGACACAGCAUAAUUGGCACAAGAAGAGGAAGACAAAAGAUAACAAGAACUCAAGGUUGCAUUUGCCUGCAUUAUGUUCUAGGAUUGAGCUGCAUAUUAGAAACGAUGGGAAAAUUCUGGUUCCCAUUUUCAGAUUGUCAGCAGAAGCAAAAGCAGUGUUGUUCAAGUGGGUGGCAUCAGAUGUGAAGUUUUCUGAUGAAUAUGUUUCAAAUCUAUCAAGAUGUGUUGAUCAGCAGGGACAAAAGUUUUCAGGGAUGAAGAGCCAUGACUGUCAUGUGUUUAUGCAAUGA
This is a messenger RNA of Brassica oleracea var. oleracea, 1377 nucleotides long. RefSeq lists its product as uncharacterized. NCBI's taxonomy places the organism in Eukaryota, Viridiplantae, Streptophyta, Magnoliopsida, Brassicales, Brassicaceae. The record is from RefSeq and is a predicted model, not a curated record. The transcript is spliced from 2 exons. Bases 1 to 1377 code for a protein of 458 amino acids.